Molecule: messenger RNA, 1137 nt
Organism: Hibiscus syriacus
Lineage: Eukaryota; Viridiplantae; Streptophyta; Magnoliopsida; Malvales; Malvaceae
Product: probable mediator of RNA polymerase II transcription subunit 26c
Exons: 9
Coding region: 110-1108 (332 amino acids)
Cellular component (GO): nucleus
Source: RefSeq, a predicted model, not a curated record
GCUGAAAAUUUUGCAAAAUUCAAGCUUGAGGUCUUUUUGUUUUCAACCAGAUCUGUUUAUGUUGAAGCUUCAAUAAGAUCAUUAGCUUCUUUUUUUGAAUUGGAUUGCAAUGGAUUUGGAUGAUUUCAGAUCAGUCCUUGAAACAGCUGAUGUUGAUGUGUGGACAUUGAUUGAUACAGCAAUUCUGGCAGCUUCUUUAGAUCACGGCCAAGAAUUGAAGCAAAGGAGAGAUGGCAUUGUGGAGAGACUCUAUGCUACUUCCAUUGUUAAUGGGUGUAAAACCUGUGAUUUUGGUGAGAGAUCAAAUGGAUUUCCAGUUAAUAAAGAAGGCAGCCUCCAUGAAAGUAAAGGUGGAGAAGGACGAAAAGGGUCACCUUCAAAACCUCAAUCGGAUAAUGAAGAUGACGACGUCGACGUGGACCCCUGUGGAGGCUUGUUUGAUGAUGAACAAAAAAGUGUUCUUGAAAUCAAGGAGCUCCUUGAAGCACCUGACCAGUGUGAAGAUUCUUUGAUUGAUUUGCUUCAAAGCUUGGCAGAUAUGGAUAUAACAUUUCAAGCUCUCAAGGAAACUGAUAUUGGGAGACAUGUGAACAAAUUUAGGAAGCAUUCAUCAAAUGAAGUUAGGAAAAUAGUGAAGCUACUUGUCAGGAAAUGGAAAGAGAUUGUAGAUAAAUGGGUAAUGGUUAAUCAGCCUGGAGAACUUGAAUCUGCUGCCCUAAUGGAUGGGGAUUCACCACAGGAAAAGCUUCCUCAAAAUGGUGGUCAACAGGUUCCUGAUUUGGUGUACUCUCCAAAUCCGCAAAAUGGGAGUAGUGCCUUAGAUAAGAAUAAUUCAGAACCUGAAAGGAAGUUAAAGCCACUCUCACAUCAUAAAGAUCCUCCACAAAAUGUGCAGAGACACAAAGAGCAGAAAGAAAGCAAAUUCGACACCGAGAAGCUGGCUUCUGCAAGGAAAAGGCUUCAAGAAAGUUAUAAAGAAGCUCAGAAUGCCAAAAAGCAAAGAACUGUGCAAGUGAUGGACAUUCAUGAGCUACCAAAAGGUCCAAAACCCAAGAAUGCCUUGUUUGCAAAAAACAAGGCAAGUGGUUCUCAAGGGAGGCACUGGUGAGUGAUUGGCUUAAGCACAUCACACUUCAG